AUCUGCCUCCUGUGUGUUUUCCAAACUUCUACAGAAGCGAACGUGCGCGCUGAAUUGUUUUAACCAUUUCAAAGUACGUGCGUGUUUAACUUUUGACAGCCAGGGUGUGGGGUGUUAACCGUACGCUGUGCUUUUUGCAGCCUUCACAGAGGUGAGUGCUUCUCUUGUUACUUCCUGUCUCUCAGACAGCCGAGCCCCACAAAAAGGAAACCAGAGCAACCAGCAGCUCAUGAUGAGCCUCGGCAGCACCAUGAUAGAUUGAUCAGCUGUUGCUCUGUUGAGACGCAAUCCUUCGAUCGUCGAAGACAAAGACCAGACCAAGAUUAGACCGCUCUCUCUCCAUGUCUACACUGACUCCCUCGAGUCCCAAUAGUCUCACAGCACCGGUCCUGGUCCAGUUCCAGCUGGGUCUGUUCAGGGAGGUGGUUCGAGUCCCUGCGGGCAACCUGAGCUACCGUCAUGCCCGGAGGUUGGCUGCUGAGGUCAUAGAGCGCAAGGCUCCAGACUGCAGCGUGGUGGGUGUCGGGGAGAAGAUUCUGCUGUUCAGACAUCAACCCGCCUCCGAGCAGUUGCUGCAGCGGCUGACCGACUCCGACGAGCUGCAGGAUGGUGACCUCAUUGAGGUCAUCGUUUCAGGAUCAGCCUCCGUGACGCAGAUGACGAUGCGUCCACACUCCUUGGCGGUGCAGUCGUACCGGACCCCCACUUUCUGUCACCACUGUGGAGAGAUGCUGUGGGGCCUCGUUCGGCAGGGUUUAAAAUGUGACGGUUGUGGAUUAGACUUUCAUAAACGUUGUGCUUUGCAGUUGCCCAGCAACUGUAGCCGAGCACGGCGUCAGGUUAGCACCAGCUUUUCCCUGUUUCCACCCCGGCGACCUCGCACACACUCGCUGUCCAAUCAGGCAGGCGGGAGUCUAGAAGAGAUCAGCAUGUCCAAGCCCGCGUCCAGGCCUCCAUCCUGGGCCGAGGCUCCGGUGUGGCUGGGAGUCGGUUACAGCGACUGGAGCAGGGCUCAGGUCCCUCACACCUUCCACAUCCACAGCUACACCAAACCCACCGUCUGCCAGUACUGCCACCGGCUGCUCAAAGGCCUCUUCAGGCAGGGGCUGCAGUGCUCAGACUGCAGGUUUAACUGCCAUCGGCGCUGUGAGCCUUUAGUCCCCAGAGACUGUCCCGGAGAGAGGAACGGCAUGAACGGGGAAGAAAGCCCAGCAGCUGAUAACAGCUGCCCACCAGACUUGGAGGACAAUGAGUCAGUGAUCACCUGCACCACAGAGAUCUGCGACGAUGACAUGUUCACCGAUGAUGACUCACAGGCAGAGACCGGGGAAGUCGAGCAGCUGCGAGAGCCGAUGAGUCCGUGUUUCAGCAGCAACAUCCCCCUGAUGAGGCUCGUCCAGUCUGUGCAUCACACUAAGAGGAGAGGUGGAGGAGUCCUGAGAGAGGGGUGGCUGGUCCACCACACCAACACAGACACACUGAGGAAACGCCAUUACUGGAUCUUGGACUGGAAGAGCAUGACUCUGUACCAGAAUGAAAACACCACCAAGUUCUACAAGGAGAUCUCUCUGUCCGAGGUGCUCGGGGUCCGAGGCCCCGCCCAGCUCUCCGUGCCGUCAUCAGACGGCAGCACUCACUCGUUCGAGCUGGUGACGGUGUCACUGGUGUACUGCGUGAUAGCCGGCGAGGAGGCAGCCUGGGAGAGUGCCAUCCGGCAGGCUAUGAUGCCCGUGGAGAGCAGCAGAGGACCCAAAGACGAGAUCCAGGAUCAAUACCGAUACAGACGCAGUGCGGACAUCAGCUCGGUGUAUCAGAUCUGUACAGACGAGGUGCUGGGGUCGGGACAGUUUGGCGUGGUGUACGGAGGAACUCACAGGAAGUCGGGUCGAACAGUUGCCAUCAAGGUCAUCGACAAGACGCGUUUCCCCACCAAACAGGAGACGCAGCUGAGAAACGAAGUGUCCAUCUUGCAGAAUCUGUCGCACCCCGGCGUGGUUCUGUCGGAGGGCAUGUUCGAAACUGUCGAGCACGUGUUUGUUGUAAUGGAGAAGCUGCACGGAGACAUGCUGGAGAUGAUUCUGUCCAGCGAGAAAGGUCGACUCCCUGAACGCAUCACUCGCUUCCUCGUCAUGCAGAUUCUUGAGGCUCUGCGGUACCUGCACUUGAAGCACAUCGCUCACUGUGACCUGAAACCUGAGAACGUACUGCUGGCCACUUCAGACCCCUUACCUCAGGUGAAGCUGUGUGACUUCGGCUUCGCCCGGAUCAUAGGGGAGAAGUCUUUCCGGCGCUCCGUCGUGGGGACUCCGGCCUACCUGGCACCCGAGGUGAUCAGCAGCAACGGCUACAACCGCUCUCUGGACAUGUGGUCUGUCGGCGUCAUCAUGUACGUCAGCCUGAGCGGCACGUUCCCCUUUAAUGAAGAUGAGGACAUCCGGCAGCAGAUCACCAACGCCACCUUCAUGUACCCGCGCCAAACCUGGGCCCCCAUCUCACUGGAGGCUGUGAGCCUCAUCAAUAACCUGCUGCAGGUGUCGGUGAGACGGCGAUUCACCGUGGGCAAAGCGCUGGGACACAGCUGGCUGCAGAACUUCCAGCUGUGGUGCGACCUCCGGGAGUUCGAGCUCAGGAUGGGCUGCAGGUACCUGACGCAUCGAGGGGACGAGGACCGAUGGCGCUUCUACGCUGCAGAGAUGGGGCUGGACUUCCCCUCCAACCUCUGCUGUGACCCCAACAAAGAAUUGGACAUGUGACCUCGAGCACAGAGGUUAAAGGUCGGACACUUUAUCAGACUGUGCAGCUACAUUUAAAAAUCAUUCAGCAGUGAAGCCGGGGAUCAAACGGGAGAAAAGUAAUAAAGACACAAACACGUGUGGUUUUAAUAAUAUAAUUUUCCUUUUUUAUUUUCAAGUUGAGGUUUUUAACAUAUGACUGAAAGAGUGGCAUCAGUGAUGAGACAGCAUGAGUUAGGGAUGAGGGGGAGGAGGAGGAAAAUGGAGCACAGAUGAGAUUAAGAUAUCGAGAUCAUGCACAGGGAGGAGCCUAACACAGCGAUCGUCGUGGCUCACCUCUCUUCUUCAAAUGCUACCCUAAACCCUGUGUUGUGAGUACGCCUGCUAUGGUUCCACGUACAGUUUUGAUUCUUCCCGUUUCAUCCACAACUUUCCUGAUGCCCUGUCUGACACCUCCCUCUGUCUUUGCCCCCCUUCUCCUCAUAAUUUUACAAUUAGCCCCAAAAAAGGCUAAAAA
Oreochromis niloticus (Nile tilapia) is the source of this 3249-nucleotide messenger RNA. RefSeq names its product protein kinase D4 (gene prkd4). Gene Ontology annotation, biological process: protein phosphorylation; phospholipase C-activating G protein-coupled receptor signaling pathway; intracellular signal transduction. NCBI's taxonomy places the organism in Eukaryota, Metazoa, Chordata, Actinopteri, Cichliformes, Cichlidae. The record is from RefSeq and is a predicted model, not a curated record. Gene Ontology annotation, molecular function: protein serine/threonine kinase activity; ATP binding. Gene Ontology annotation, cellular component: cytosol.